AUGUCACCACCUGGUAUGGACUUCACGUUGGAUCCCCCGGACUCCGGAAGCCCUUCUUGGGCAAGCUCAACCCCCAGGCCCGGCCGGUUGCAGUUUUGGGUUGACAUGGCCAAUGGUCCCGGUUUCGAUGUGGGGAGCCCUGAGCCAGAGAGUCCUCGCCCCGAUGAGGAGGCCGUCGAUGCCAUGGCUCGUCAUCCGAGUUCCCCAUCAGCCCACAGCGCGAUAUUGGGCACUUCGGAUCUCUCUUCUUCUGACAAGCCACCUGGUGGGCAAGAUCCUCGGUCCCCUGCAAAUAUCCUGCCGCCCGCAUCUCUAUCCGCGAUAGCCGAAGCCCCUCCAUUGGGUGGCCAGCAUGCCCAGAUCGUGACACGCGGUGGGAGAUUGCAGGUGGCUGAGGACGGCCACAGCAGUCCAUCUCUCAAGAACCUUCGUGUCGACGGCGAGCUCGCCAUUAAGAGUGCGGGUCUGCAAUGGGACAGCGACCCGGCAUAUGAAGCCCAUCUAUGGGAAUGCUAUCUCAUAUGGCUUAACCCUUUGACAAGUCUAGUUGAUCGUAACCUCUUCGAUCAAGACAAGGAGAAUUUCAUGUGCUCGCAGGAGAGCAAUUUUUACUCGCCUGCCCUGGAAAAUGCUGUCUUGUCCACAGGCGCCAUGCACACAACGCGUCAAAACCCUUCUAUCAUGGAUGACCCCUGUAAAUUCUUUGCCAGCAGAGCGAAAGUUUACCUAGACUUGGAACUUCAGACGCCAACAAUAGCAACCCUCCAAGCUCUUGUUCUCCUCUGUGAGUAUGAAGCUGCCCAGGGUAGGGACAGCCAAGGAUGGAUAUACUCAGGAAUUGCCUCCCGGAUACUAUCCGAUCUAGGACUCCAUUCGCAUUGGAGCUCUCCAGAUGAAACCGAAAGCUGUGGUGCUGAUAUCUCAGACAUAAAAGCCCGUGUCUUCUGGUCUGUUGUCCACCUGGACACGAUUUGGUCAAGCUGGUGCGGACGGCCUCAGUCCCUUACUACGAGAGACCUUCUCUCUCGCCAAGCUCCCACCCUGAGAUGCUCGGGUGCCACAGACACCGAUUCCCAAGGCGACGUAUACGUUUAUCUGGCCCCGUUGGUGACGCAUUUUAGCAAAGUCAUCGAGUACAUGCAAGUUAAUGCCCAUGAGUCCAAGCUUGUAUUGACCCAGUGGUGA
Molecule: messenger RNA, 1185 nt
Organism: Fusarium falciforme
Lineage: Eukaryota; Fungi; Ascomycota; Sordariomycetes; Hypocreales; Nectriaceae
Product: Fungal-trans domain-containing protein
Exons: 6
Coding region: 1-1185 (394 amino acids)
Biological process (GO): DNA-templated transcription
Molecular function (GO): zinc ion binding; DNA binding
Source: RefSeq, a predicted model, not a curated record